AGGCAAAGUCAAUCUAUCUAUGAUUGAUAAAUAACAAAAAAAUAAAGAAUUCACCAAAAAUAAAACAAUCUAUAACAAACUCAAUCUAAAUUUUAGAAAAACUAAACCCUUUUUAUUUUGUAUACUACGAUAAUCAACUUUACUACCCCAUCUCUUUCUCUCAUUCAAUUCAGUUCUCAUCGUCGCAAAGUGAUCUUAUCCUUGAGUUUGGCCAUAGAAUUUCAGAUGGGGGGCUCUAGCUAUUCUAACGUAGAUUGUGACGAAGUGAGUGUAUCGGCUACUCCAUCUCGGAAGCAAGAAUUGCUGAAAUUUGAACUUCUAUCACUCAAUACUGACUUUCCUCCUAGCUGUGAUGGUGAUAAUAGGUCUGUGAAUGAGGGUUGUGAAUCACCUUUAUCAUCCUGGGAUUCAGAACCUGAAACUGAUAUCCCGUCUUUGAUCAAUUGUGAUGGCAUGCCUGAUCAAGGAUCCCUUCAAAGUAUUAACCUGGAAGAGAACUAUCUUGGUAUGGAAGAACAAAAUCAGUUUGUUGGGGUCGAAAACACGGAUGAUGGUUUAUUGUGGGAGAUGGACAACAGAAGUUAUGAAGAGUUGCUCAAAAAGUUCAAUGAAAAGGAGGAAGAGCUCAGAGUUGCCAAUUUUAAGCUUCAUAAUAGUGAGGCUCAGCUUGAUAAUGUGUGUGAAGAAUUGAAGCUGAAAGAGGAGGAACUGAAUAAACAAAAAGAGCUUUCAGAAGAAGAGAUUUUCAAAUUGAAGACUCAAAUUGAGGAAAGUGAGAUUCAGCUUAAAGUGACACAGGAAAGUAUGGACAAAUUAGAAUUCGAGUUAGUUUCAGAAUUGGAGGCUAAUGAAACUAACAAUGAGCAAGAGGUGCAGAAAUUGAAGUCGGAAAUGCUUGACUCGAAGGCUAAGUUCUCUUUGGAGAAAGAUAAGCUGCAUUUUGAUAUUGCAAUUUUGUCAAAAAGGAAAACAGAAUUGACCUUUAAACUAGAGGAUUGUGAUUCUAGAAACAAGGAAUUAGAAAACAAACUAAAGCAAUAUGAAGCUGAAAAGUUGAAUCAAUUAGAGCUGCAUGCUACUCAAAUUGUUUUGCAAGAUGAAAUCAUCUCUUUGAGGCAAGAACUUCAACAGAGAAUGGAUGAUGCAGAAGCCACAAAUAAGAAAUUGGAUAUGGUAAUGAUUAAACUAGAUGAAGCCAAUGUCAUGAUUGCUAAUUCUAAAGCAGAGAUAUGCUCCCGCGAUGGUAAAAUAUCAAAAAUGAAGAAAUACACUGAUGAUGUAAAAACAUCAUUGAAGGAGCUGAUGGAUGACUAUAACACUGCACUGAAUGAAGUAAAUAACUUGAAACCGCGAGUGGGAGAACUCGAAAACGAGGUGACUAGACAGAAUGGUGUGAUCUCAGAUAUGACCACGGGGAAUAAGGAAGCACUUAGACAAGUACAUGAGCACUAUGAGGGUAAACUUGAGAUCUACAAGACUGCAUAUAAUGAACUUCUUCAAAAAUCAUAUAGGUAAAGGUGGCGUGGCAGUCGUGCUGUUAUAGCUUCCCAAGGUUACAUUUAGUUGUGUCUCGUCGUUUUUUUUUUUAUAACUCUUUGGUUCUAAUUAGUUUUCUAAACAUUGCAGAAUCAGUGGUUUACUCAUUUUUAUUAUAGCAUCAAUAAAAUCUCGCUAUUAUUUUUUUAAUGUGUUAUUGAUGUAAACUUUCUUAA
Molecule: messenger RNA, 1712 nt
Organism: Trifolium pratense (red clover)
Lineage: Eukaryota; Viridiplantae; Streptophyta; Magnoliopsida; Fabales; Fabaceae
Product: putative leucine-rich repeat-containing protein DDB_G0290503
Exons: 2
Coding region: 226-1515 (429 amino acids)
Source: RefSeq, a predicted model, not a curated record